AAAUCAUAGUCAGCCCAUAAACUUAAAGCAGCAUGGAUUUCGAAGCAAUUGUUGAAAAGUCCAAGGCCUUCAGCCACAAGCCACCACCAGAGGUCUAUCUGGAGUUCUACGGGCUCUACAAGCAGUUCAAUGUGGGUGACAUCGACAUUGAGCGUCCCGAUGCCUCGGAUAAGGAGGCCAGUGGCAAAUACGAGGCCUGGCUUAGCCGCAAGGGCAUGUCUGUAGAUGCCGCCAAAGCUGCUUACGUCACACUCUAUGAGAAAUACGCUCCCAUGUACACAUAAAUUUGAUUAAAGUUUGCAAUCAACUGUAUUCAAUGGUAGCAAAGUACAGUUGCUUACUCAGCUUAGUUACUGCCGGACCAGACCUUUGAUACAAGUCUUGCACAAAAGCAA
Molecule: messenger RNA, 395 nt
Organism: Drosophila busckii
Lineage: Eukaryota; Metazoa; Arthropoda; Insecta; Diptera; Drosophilidae
Gene: Acbp5
Product: acyl-CoA-binding protein
Exons: 2
Coding region: 33-284 (83 amino acids)
Biological process (GO): fatty acid metabolic process
Molecular function (GO): long-chain fatty acyl-CoA binding
Source: RefSeq, a predicted model, not a curated record